UACCUUGAUACGUAUGCGCAGUAUUUCUGCGACGUAUGUGUAGCAUGGAUUUAUCAUAAUAGUUCGUGAUAAAAUUCAGAUGAAGUAAUAAUUUGUGUAUCAAAAUAAAAGUGGCAAAUAUUCUAUAGAAUUGAACAUGUUAUCAUGAACACGUUAUUUGUAUAAGAUUAAAAUUUCGAUAUAAUACUUGUACUGAUAUUUUUAAUAUGACAUGACAAAUUAAAUAAUCGUGACUGUUUUGUAUUCAUAAAUAAUCAUAGUUAUAAUUUAAAAAAGAAAUGGAUUUGGUAUAUGGUCACUAUAAUCAGAACGCUUCAGAAAAAAUUAAUAUAAAGGAAUAUUUUGAAAAAUAUUCCAGUAUUAUGAAGCCGUUUUAUCUUAGUUGUUUGGCUACAACAAAAGAUCAAUCUAUUCUUAAAAUAAUGAAAAAUGAUUUAGGAAAUGAGGAAAUGGAUUUGUUGUCAGAGUACUGCAGCGAAGAAAAUUUAACUGUACCUGGAGAGGUUCCUAGAAUGAAAGAAAAUCUGCCAAUAAAAAACAAAGAUUUACGUAAAGUAUCUAUGAUUACAGAAGAUAUUAACUUAGAAACUAUACGGCAGUUGAAAAAGAGGAAAGAAUCGAAGGAUCAAUAUCUUUUUAAAUUUACUAGUGAACUAUUUAUUAAGCAUGGAAAGAUCAACAAACAUAAUGAAAACACAAUUGACCUUGCUGUACCGUAUGAAGAUAUUUUUAUUGAUAUUAGAAUAUAUGAACCUUUUAUGCAUUCAUCAAAUCAAAUGAAAAGUAAUUACAAAAAGACAAAACCUACUCUGAAAUAUGUAAUAACAAUAUUAGGAAAACAGACGCUUGCUGAAUUACGUGAUAAAAUAAAAUGUUUAUCAGAUUUAACAAUUCCAAUAGAAACCAGUGAUAAUCCUAAUCAACCGUUUCAACCAAUGGCAAAAGAUGUGUACAAGUCAGGCUUCUUUUAUAUAGAAGAUACAUUUUACAAUGACUUUAGAGAUCCAGCAAAUAUAGAUUAUAGUAAAGUAAUAAUAGAAUGGGCAAAGGCAAAACAAUUAGGACCAUUUAAUACUGAUUCUAUGGAAAAAAUUACAAUAGAUUCCCUUUCUGUAAGAUUUGGCUAUCCAUGGGUAUACCAACAUCAAGGUUUCUGCGAACAUCUCAUUAUAUUCAGUGAUGCAAGACUGGUACAACCUUAUGACGAAUUACAUAUAUCUGCAUAUCCAAGAAUACAAAGGAUUAGACCCCAAAGAGCUAAUUACUGUUUUAUGUGUGGACUUCUGCCUGUUCGAUGGAUUACAACAGAUCAUGAUAGAGUACCUCAUAAUCCUUGCUUUUUUUGUGAAAGUUGUUUCAAAUCAUACAAUUACAUUGAUGGUAAAAAGAUUGGAAAUUUUAAAGCAUACCGCUACCCCUGUGAUUCUAAUCUUAUGAGAGAAGAAGAAGAAGAAGAGGAAGAAGAAGAAAACGAAAAAAAAGAUAUUACGUAAAUAUUAAUGUAAUUCUAACCAUUUCA
This is a messenger RNA of Vespa mandarinia (Asian giant hornet), 1519 nucleotides long. RefSeq names its product proximal sequence element A Pbp49 (gene Pbp49). The record is from RefSeq and is a predicted model, not a curated record. Gene Ontology annotation, cellular component: snRNA-activating protein complex. Gene Ontology annotation, molecular function: bent DNA binding; RNA polymerase II cis-regulatory region sequence-specific DNA binding; core promoter sequence-specific DNA binding. Gene Ontology annotation, biological process: snRNA transcription by RNA polymerase III; snRNA transcription by RNA polymerase II. NCBI's taxonomy places the organism in Eukaryota, Metazoa, Arthropoda, Insecta, Hymenoptera, Vespidae.